Messenger RNA from Gamsiella multidivaricata, 3672 nucleotides. RefSeq lists its product as uncharacterized. Bases 1 to 3672 code for a protein of 1223 amino acids. The record is from RefSeq and is a predicted model, not a curated record. Gene Ontology annotation, biological process: glycerophospholipid catabolic process. Gene Ontology annotation, molecular function: phosphoric diester hydrolase activity; protein binding. The transcript has 6 exons. NCBI's taxonomy places the organism in Eukaryota, Fungi, Mortierellomycota, Mortierellomycetes, Mortierellales, Mortierellaceae.
AUGAAGUUCGGAAAGCAGAUUCAGUUCCAACAGAUUCCGGAAUGGCAGAGCCAUUACAUGAGCUACAAGGGUCUGAAGAAGAUCAUCAACUCACUCAUUCAGGAGAAAGCCCAAGUGUCUGUCACGAUAGCAGCGUCGCCUCCUCCAGGAUCUGCGCCCGAGAUCCCAGAUGAUGAUAAUUCGACUUAUCUGCAGUCGCAAAAGGCGGCCUUCUUUUUCAAGCUGGAGCGUGAGCUAGAAAAGGUCAACUCGUUCUACUUGCAAAAGGAGUCCGAACUCAAGGUGCGACUUAGAUCCCUGAUCGAUAAGGAAAAGGUCAUUCUCUUGCGCCAAGGCAGACCUGGCACUGGCUCCUCCAUCAACUCGCUCAAAGAGGCCUACAGACAGUUCGAGCAGGAUCUCAGCAAGUUGCAGAAAUUUGUCGAAACCAAUGGUACGGGGUUUCGAAAGAUCCUGAAAAAGUGGGACAAGCGAUCAAAGUCUACAACCAAGGAGCUGUACUUGACCCGUCAGGUCGAUCUUCAGCCAUGCUUCAACCAAGAUGCCAUGGUGGAGCUCGCCGACGGCGCCGCCCACCAUCUUCUCGAUCUGGAAAAUAUCCAGCAGGGACGGCCAUCGUCCACACCUUCAAGCCCGGUUUCUACCAAGCCUGCGCAAUCUCUCCAAUCCCAGGCGCUUCCGUCCCCAAUGCAGCAGCAACUGGAGGAGCUAGAAUCGGAUCUUUUCAAUGCGAUCAUCACGAACCAGGCCUCUGCUGUUCAAGAAAUCAUGAGUCGCCGCAUCUUUACGACCUCUGCGCAACAGACCACCGGUGCAAGAUCAGAGUCCGACCCUAACCCCGACAGCAGCGCUCCUGGCCCUGAACAUGUUCGAGAGGUCUUAUCUCGUGUUUUCUGGAGGUGUUGCUCGGAGACCGGAGCUUUGGACAGUGUGAUGCAGCAACUUGUAGACACAGGUCUGGUCAAUUUCAAAUUUGUGGACGAUAUAAGCGACCGCACCUGCCUUCAUGAGGCGGCCAUGGUGGGACGGCUCUCGAUCCUCAGACUUGGUGUGGAGCAUGGUCUCAGCCCCGAGAGCACCGAUGUGUAUGGACGGCGACCUCUGCACUAUGUCUCGAUGUACGGAUAUGCCGAUUGUGCGACAUAUUUGCUAUCGCUGGGGGCAUCUACGACCGCGACGGAUCAUGAUGGAUUCCAACCAUUGAUAUACUCUGUCAUGAAUGGCCAUACCAUGUGUGUCGAAAUCUUUCUUGUCAAUGGCACCGAAAUCGAAGCAAGUAAGGAAGGCGAUCCUAUCCCCCUCAGCCUGGCCUGCCAUUAUGGCCAUGAAGACAUUGCUAUGAUGCUGAUUAGCCGUGGGGCAAAUGUCCUCGCUAGUAAUGCCGAUGGGUUGGAGCCGUUGCAUAUUACCUCUCGGGAGGGUCACACUCGUCUUACAAAGACUUUGGUCGCACGAGGUGCUCGAUUGGAUCAGGAGGACAAGUAUAUGUGCUGGACACCACUCUUCUAUGCUGCGAGUGAGGGGCAUGUCGAUUGUGUCAAAAUCCUCCUGGAUGCUGGCUGCAACGUCAACGUGGCCGAUGAACAUGGCAAGACUCCUAUUUACUAUGCUGCCAGCGAGGGACAUGUCGAUUGUGUCGCCCUCCUGAUUGCUGCUGGGGCCAAGGCUGAAGGACGACUUUCAGGAUUGGUACUUGAUACGGUCAUGGAGCUCGCUCCAUGUGCUAUCGACAACCUUACUAGCCUUCCCCUUCCGGACGCGAGGGGAUCGGAGGAAGCGAGACCGGAUUCGAUGGAGAGCCCAACAAAUAUGGAUGAUCUAGACAUGGACCUUAUACCGUCACUGUCACUGCCGCCACCUAUCAUCCCGUUCAGGAUUUAUGGACAUAACUAUCUCGACAAAAAGUAUCAGAUCGACCUUAUGCUGGGCCAUGUCCUUCAUAACCAGCCCGGAGCCACCCAGAACCCCGUCCGUCUGUAUGGCGCAGCCCAGAUAUCUUCACUCAAACUCGUCAUCUCGUCACGGCCCGACAAUGGCAUGAUUCCACACAACGUGAUUCUUCCUCUGAGAGAAUAUCGGAAGGUCUACGGUUUUCAGGUGGAUGCACUCGAACAAUUCACAGUCGAGUUUGAGAUCUUUCCAACCUUCGGAUCUAAAGCCAUCGGUCGAGCUGUGGCCCUGCCCAGUACUUUCUCGUCUCCAGCAACCACCAUCGGCAGGGAUGUAUUACCUCUGUUUGAUGCGCAUCUCAAGGUCGUCGGAGAACUCGCGUUCGAGUUCAAAGUCAUCAAACCUUUCCAGGGUGUUGGUCUUGAGGUUGGAGGUCGCCUCGAAACAUACUGGAAGUCAACCAACAGCAUCGACUCUGUCAUUUCAACCGCCGCGCCACCGGUGGUGACAAAUACUUCUCUAGUACCAUUGAGCACAUCGACCUACAGGGGAGUUUUACCGCACUCUGGACCGCAGACGACGCUCUCUGGCAAUAUCAUUCCGUCCUAUAUUACGGCUUCAUCGCUUUCAGGAGAGUAUAUUCAGCUUUCUAUCCAGCUGACACGAGAUUUUGUUCCAGUCGUAUUCACAGAUUGGCGUCUGCCUCUUGAGGGAUUCGAUGUGGCCCUCUCGGACGUCACUUUCAGUCAGUUCAAGAACUUCAAGGACUCAAUCCGCCACAGCGACAGAGCUGAGGAGCUGGAGAACACAAAUGCAAGUCUCUCAAGCGGGUGGAGCAGUACCAAGUGGAGGCGCGUGAUAUAUGGCCGCUGGAUGAGCCUUGAACAGGCGCUGAAGAUCCUCCCUAAGCGCAUCGGAGUUAACCUCGAGCUGAAGUACCCAACCACAUCCGAGAGGCGAUACUACAGGUUGUCCAACACAGCCGAGUUCAAUAAGUUUGUGGACACAGUUCUGCAAACAGUUUACAACUCUUCCUCCGCAACACAUCAUCGCAGAUUUAUGUUCUCUUCGUUCAAUCCAGUCAUUUGCUCGGCCCUCAACUGGAAGCAGCCCAACUAUGCUGUCUUUUUCAGUACAUAUUGCGGAUACAACAAAGAGCGCACCGUUGGAUCACUUCAUCCUAUCGACUCAACACUGCGUGGAGCUAAACGUAAGGAGCCUGCCGACCCUGAGAUUCUUCCUUCGCCGAAAUAUGGAUCAGGAGCAUCGACUUUCCUUGGCCUUGAUAGUGGUCGGCCCGAGCUUUUAUCAGGUGCAUCUUCUGAGACUGUCAGGUCGACUCCAGUCAGCGUAUCGAGCUCUCCCGCGAUUUCAAGCAUGAAUCAGAGUAACGUUAAUGACGGCUCUGCCGUUUUUGUCGAGUCAGAUCGGAGGUGCACGUCCAUCAAGGAGGGUAUCAAGUUCGCGCGAAGCAAUAACCUGCUGGGCGUCAUCUGCGAGGCAACACCCUUGAUCCAAGUUCCUAGCCUGAUUACGCAUAUCAAAGAAUCAGGGCUUAUUCUGACAAGUUUCGGCGCCAGUAACAGAGACCCGUCCUUGGUUCAACUUCAGAAGGGUUAUGGUGUCGAUGCUCUGAUGAUCAUAAAUGGCCGCACCAAUAGUGCCAUGACCGGACUGGGUUUGCAUACAGAGCCAGUGUCAUCAGACCCAUUAGGAUCCGCAUCGGGACUGCUUGGCACUGUACAUAUGCCUGAGGCGGAAGAAGGCGUUUUGCGAUAUUAG